AGCCAUCCAAACAAGAGCUCUCUCUCUCUUUCUCUCUCUCUCGCUCUUAAAGGCCGUCUCUUGUGGUUCUCUCUUUCUAUAUCGUGCGCUUCUCAUACAAUCUCAUCCUCAGGCAGAUUCGUUUCCUCUUCUCGAUCCCUACCCCAACUGCAAUCAUGAGUGACGAAGGAGAAAAGACUUGUCCUCUCUGCGCAGAAGAGAUGGAUUUGACUGAUCAGCAGUUAAAGCCAUGCAAAUGUGGUUACGAGAUAUGUGUUUGGUGUUGGCAUCACAUAUUGGAUAUGGCUGAAAAGGACGAGACAGAGGGGCGGUGUCCUGCAUGUCGUUCUCCUUAUGACAAGGAGAAGAUUGUUGGGAUGGCAGACUCUGCGAGGUUGGCGGCUGAAUUUAAUGUGGAGAGAAAAAAGGGCCAGAAGUCAAAAUCCAAAUCAUCCGAUGGACGGAAGCAACUCAGUAGCGUUCGCGUGAUUCAACGGAACCUUGUCUACAUAGUUGGCUUGCCUCUUAAUUUGGCAGAUGAAGAUCUUCUCCAGCACCGUGAAUAUUUUGGUCAGUAUGGUAAGGUUCUAAAAGUGUCCAUGUCUCGAACAGCAGCUGGUGUAAUUCAACAAUUUCCCAACAAUACAUGUAGUGUAUAUAUUACCUACUCAAAAGAGGAGGAAGCGGUUCGUUGUAUUCAAAAUGUACAUGGGUUUCUUUUGGAUGGUAGAUCGUUAAGGGCUUGUUUUGGAACCACAAAGUAUUGUCAUGCUUGGCUCAGAAAUGUGCCUUGCAGCAACCCUGAUUGUCUCUAUUUGCAUGAGAUUGGUCCGCAAGAAGAUAGUUUUUCUAAAGAUGAAAUAAUUUCAGCAUAUACGAGGAGUCGAGUUCAACAAAUCACUGGUGCUGCAAACAAUAUGCAACGGCGUUCGGGGAAUGUGUUGCCACCACCAACAGAUGAAUAUUGCAAUAAUAGUUCUGCUUCUGCUGGAAAGCCAAUUGUUAAAAAUACUAGUAAUAUUGCAAGUGUUGUUAGAGGUUCUCCACCGAAUGGAAGUUCUGGUAGAUCAAUAGCUCUUCCUGCUGCCGCCUCCUGGGGAAUGCGUGCUUCAAAUGGCCAGCCACAAGCAGCCAGUAUAGCAUGUCCAAAUGGUUCUUUGAAGCAGAAACCUGACACCGUUGUCAGUACAUUGGAAUUUUCAUCCGCAGUUGCAGGGACAACUUGGGCUUCGUCUAUGCAUGGUGAUGCUGGAAAGAGGCCUACAUUGAAUGAAGAAAUUCAAACUAUGAACCCUCAAAGUAAACCGGAAUCAUUGAAAUCUUUGAAACAGCAUAUAAGUAUGGAUUCUCAAGCUAAUUCAUCUGAGAAAUCCGCCACAUCGGAUGGAACUUGUGCUUCUUUAACUUUGAGCUGUGAAUUAUCGUGUCCACCAGCAUCUAAGGAAAAUGAUAGAGGCAUUAGUAUGCCAGCCGAGAUUACAAAUUCUGGUUAUCACACUGGGCAGUCUUGUGAUUCUGUUCCUGAAAAUUCAAGGGUUGCUAGUGAUGGUCAGAUUCAGAACUUGUGCUCUGACAUGUCAUCAAUAAGCAUUGAUAGAAUUGCUAAAGAUGAACAUUCUAGUGUGGUCAGCCCAAAUAGUUCACUUUCUGAUCACGGCUUGAAUAUAGCACCAGGAAAUCAAGGGUUACAGAAACAUUAUGUUGCUCAAUAUAGAGAACAUUCAAUCACAACAGUUGGGAAAGCUAAUUCAAUCAAUGGGGUAUAUGCAUCAAGAGAGCAAUGUGACUGGAGAUCAGAUUCACAUGCUCAAGCAACGAAGGAUACAUCUCCUGGAGUGGAAGAUGAUAUCAUAUCUUUUGAUAGUCAAAGACUCAAGGAUCCAGAAGUUGUAAGUAGGUCUUCUUAUUUGACUAAUUCGUCUAACCCGCUCCAUGUUUCAAGGUCUAACCCUUUGCAAUAUAGUGAUGCUUAUGGUGCACUUAGUUUAAAUGCUGAUCAUCCAAUACAUGUGGAUAAUAGAGUUAGCGACAGUCCGCUUCUACAUUCAUCUAGUGUUUCAGUGAUGUCUAAUGGUUUCCCUGAGAACUUGGUCAGCAGUGCCUCUGGUUCGGGUAGGACCUUGGAAGAUUCCUUUUUGCUUCCAAAUGAAGAGAAAGGGAAGCAGAUGGGAAGAUUCCUGGGUGAUACAGCUAAUGGUGAUAGCAAUGCUGCUGUAGAUAAAGGAGAGAGCAGCAUAAUCUCAAAUAUAUUAUCCUUCGAGUUUGACACGUGGGAUGAGCCAUUGGCAUCCCCUCAAAAUCUGGCUAAGUUGUUUGGUGAAAGUGAUGAACAGUCUGGUUCUUCUGGCAAAAUAUCGAGUUCCUGGAAAAUACAAAAUAACAAUCAAUCCCGGUUCUCUUUUGCAAGACAGGAGGAUUCGAAAAGUCCUGCAUUUGAUGUACAGCCAUCUUUACAUGCCAUUGAGAAUUUGCCAAAAAGCCGUUCAUUUGGCCAGGAUUUCACUGAAAGAGAUUUGUAUAUGGACAAACUCGGCUUUGGCAACGGUUUCUCCUUCCGAAAUUUUGAAGAAUCUGAAAAUCUUGUUAACAGUCAUCCUAUUAUCUCUUCUAAUAAGUUUUCUGGCGUCUCCAGAGCACAAAUUUCAGCCCCUCCUGGAUUCUCUGUACCAAGCAGGGUACCGCCCCCAGGUUUUUCCUCUAAUGAGAGAGUGGACCAGGCUUUUGACCCCAUGUCUGGGAGUCAUCUGCUUGACACCACGCCCUCCUUGUUGAGAAAUUCAUAUCAAGCACUGCCCACUGGAAAUGUUGGUAAUGCUGGGGAGAUUGAGUUUAUGGAUCCUGCAAUUUUGGCAGUUGGGAAAGGGAGACUUCAAGGGGGCCUUAACAAUCCAGGCUUAGACGUGAGAUCAAAUUUCCCUCCACAAUUAAGCACCUUUGAGAAUGAUGCCAGAUUACAACUAUUGAUGCAAAGAUCGCUCUCCCCACAGCAGAACAUGAGGUUUGCUGACAUUGGGGAUAAUUUUUCUCAUCGUAGUGAUUCUUAUGGCCUUUCUUCAAGGCUUGUGGAUCAAUCACAAGUGAGCAACCUAUCCCCUUUUGCUGCACAGCUGUCCCUCCAACAGUCUAGAAAUGCGCUUAUGUCUAAUGGUCAUUGGGACAAUUGGAAUGAAGUUCAAGGUGGAAACAGUCUGGGUAUGGCAGAGCUCCUAAGAAAUGAUAGACUGGGAUAUAAUAAAUUUUACACUGGUUAUGAAGAUUCAAAAUAUCGGAUGCCCAGUUCUGGUGAUCUCUAUAACAGGACAUUUGGGAUGUGAUUCUUGUCAGGAUACUUUUGGCAUGGCUGGCAAUGCUUAAAGAGGAAUUGAAAAUAAUCUUGUGUGAUUUGGUGGCACUAUAUUGAGAGGAGGGGACUGACUAAUAAGCUAUAACUGGUCUCGUUGGACAGCCUGAUGAAGAAUCAUAACUCCUUGAAAGAAUACGGUCUGGUUGCCAAUGGGUGAACUAAGCUGCGAGUCUACUAGUAAUGACCAUGAAGACCCGCCAUGGAUAACAGAUUAUUGUGGUGAAUGCUUUAAAUGAUCAAAUUGGCAUGCAGAUGCUUCAGAUGUCCCUAUGUGUUGCUCCUAAUUACACCAGUUAAAAUCGGUGUUGCUCUCACCUUAAAGUAGAUGGAAUCUGACCUCUUCCUUUUGAGUUUUUUCACUGCCUUGACAGAUCUAACCCUACUAACAUAAAAAGUGGCCUAGGCCUCAGAGUGGUCCGACUUUCUUGGGGAAAAAAAUGCCCUUUACAGUUUUUACAAUAUAACGAUAUCAUCUCACAUGUUUAGUUGCAUUCUUUUGUUGUCGGAUGGUAUACAUGUUAAGUUAUUUUGACUUGGCAUGCCUUUUUGUUUGAAGUGUUGCAAUAUAUAUUGGUUUGGUUAGUCA
Molecule: messenger RNA, 3908 nt
Organism: Corylus avellana
Lineage: Eukaryota; Viridiplantae; Streptophyta; Magnoliopsida; Fagales; Betulaceae
Biological process (GO): protein ubiquitination
Cellular component (GO): CCR4-NOT complex
Molecular function (GO): ubiquitin-protein transferase activity; RNA binding
Source: RefSeq, a predicted model, not a curated record